Molecule: messenger RNA, 1578 nt
Organism: Laetiporus sulphureus 93-53
Lineage: Eukaryota; Fungi; Basidiomycota; Agaricomycetes; Polyporales; Laetiporaceae
Product: amine oxidase
Exons: 5
Coding region: 1-1578 (525 amino acids)
Biological process (GO): amino acid catabolic process
Molecular function (GO): polyamine oxidase activity; L-amino-acid oxidase activity
Source: RefSeq, a predicted model, not a curated record
AUGAUGUUGGAGUCUUUGGCUAUAAAGUACGAGGUGCUUGAAGCAUCGGACCACGUUGGAGGUCGGCUGUUCACGAAGAAGUUCUCAAAUACUCCUUAUGACUAUUACGAUGUGGGCGCAAUGCGCUUCCCGGAUACGCCCAUGAUGGCACGCGCCUUCAAGCUCUUCGAACAAUUGAAGCUUCCCAAGGACAAGUAUUUCUUCGAGAACGACAACAGCACCCUGCUCUACAACAACAUAUUACAACCUCGCCGCUCAGCCAGCUCAUAUCCAAAGCCUUGGGAUAUCAAAAUUCCCGAAUCAUUCGAUAAUCUCACCUGGAAUGCACUGGUAGACAACGCGAUCAAGCCGUUUGCUAAGAAGAUUGCUCAGGAUUUCAAGAACAAUACGAACACGGGUUGGAAGUUCAUGAUGCAAUACGACCAGUACUCGACGCGCGCGUACAUGUCUGGAAAUCGUGAAGACACAAAGUCUGAACUAGACCGGCUGAACAUGAUGCCCUAUCCGAUCUCUGUAGUCAACUGGUUGGAGACAUUUGACAAAUCUACGGGAUCAUUCGAUAAAGCGCUUUCAGAGGCCGUCCUAGACUCCUUAGCCUUUGCAUUCCCAGUCAAGGAUAUAAAGUGGUAUUGCAUCGACGGUGGCUCUCAAGUCAUCACUGAUACCAUGAAGAGUCAGCUGAAGUACCAGCCAACUGUCAAAGCCAGUGUGACGGCAAUCUCGCUCGUAGAAGACCCCGAUCCAUGGAAAACGACGGUGCGGCUUUCCUUUCCGAAGGGCCAGUCCAAGCCCUAUGCACACGUUAUCAAUACCAGCACACUCCCCUGCCUGCGCGCGAUGGAUCUCAGCCGUGCCGGCCUUGACGUUGAUCAGAGCACGGCACUGCGCGAGUUAACCUGCGGGCCUGCGACCAAGAUCGGCGUGAAGUUCACGGAUGCCUGGUGGCAGGACCCUAAGAUAAUGAAGAAGUACGGACCCAUCGUCGGCGGGCAGUCCUUCACCGAUCGCAUGGUGCGGACCGUCGUCUAUCCGUCGUACGGCGUGAACACCGACACGCCGUCUGCUGUCCUCAUCGUAAGCUAUGCCUGGACGAAUGAUUCUUUGCGAUGGGGUUCCCUCUUCGGAGCCUCCACCUCUGAUCAGCUGAAAGAGAUUGUGUGUCGCGAUCUUGCGGCCAUGCAUGGUUUCGAGCCUGUGGAGGGCGUGGCGUGCCUGAAGUCCAAGUGGGUGGAAUGCUCCCCCUUUAGCUGGACAAAUAAUCCGUACAGCAUGGGUGCAUAUGGCUUCUUUGGUCCAGGCCAAUUUACACAAGUCUGGGAGAACCUCACUCGUCCAGCGGCAAAAGAUAGACUGCAUUUCGGUGGGGAGAUGGUCAGUGCUCGUCAUGCCUGGGUCGUCGGUGCACUUGACGCCUCCUGGCGAGCUGUUCGCGAGAUACUUCUCUUGAGUCGUCCUAAACUCCUGGAUAAAUUUGAGAAAUUGUGGGGACCCGACGAAGAUUGCAAUGAUACUAUCAUGCUGAGGCAAAUUGCUAUGUCGCACUAUCUGCAGCGCCAGAAGCCGAAGCAAUCAGCGUGA